UGCAGUAGAGCAGGAGCAGUGGAGAGAGCUGUGAGAGAACACUGACACUAACACUAACUCAUAGACAGUGAGAGAUGAUGAGGCAGGUUAGACUGUGGCACAUGUGUGUGGUGAUUGUGGUGAGUUUGGGGAGUGUAGAGUGUUCUCAUUACAUCGAGCCACUCAUGGCCAUGAAGGAUGGCGACAUCAUCAUCGGGGGACUCUUCCCAGUGCACGAGAGUGUUAACAUUAAGGAAGGUGAGGACGGAAGGCCUUCUAAACGAAAUUGCACCAGGUAUAGCGUGGCACGCUUGCUUCAGGCUCUGGUGCUGGUUGAAGCAGUGGAGACUGUGAACCGCUCGCCUCUGCUAGGUAACCUGACACUGGGCUACCACAUAGUGGACACCUGUUCAGACGUCACCACCGCAGUGGCAGUAACCCACAGAUACCUGGACGACUUCAACUCGGUCUGUUCACAGGAGGAAGACAUGGACAAAUCCAGCAGCGAGAGCAGUCCGGCCAACCACGACAGCAGACCGGGCCCCGGGCAUUUUCGAUCCCACCAUGUGGUCGUGGGAGGGUACCACUCAGAAAUCUCCAUCGCUGUGGCUAGACAGCUGUCCAUCAAGCAAAUCCCGCAGAUCAGUUAUGGCUCCACUACGGGGAUUCUGAGUGACAAAUCUCGCUUCCCAGCCUUCAUGCGGACAGUACCAGAGGACAACUAUCAGGCUCAGGCCAUCGUUGACAUCCUGGUGGGCCACGGCUGGGACUGGGUUGGUCUGGUGACCACUGAUGGGGACUACGGCCGUUACGCUGCCCAGCGCUUCCAGCUGCAUGCGGAGAAACAGGGGAUCUGCAUCUCCUUCAGCGUGGUGCUCCCGGACAUCCUCGACGACACCGAGCUCAAAGACGGCAUCCGCAGCACAGUGCGCCACUUGGAGGACAAUCCGAAAGUCCGCGCUGUGGUGUCCUUCGCUAAGCCCGACCACAUGAUGUACAUCAUGCAGGAGCUGACUGACAAUGCCACAGGUCGUGUCUGGAUCGCCAGUGAUAACUGGGCCACGUCCAGUCGUGUGCUCCUUAACCGCAACCUCAGUGAUGUCGGGACUAUCGUCGGGGUCACCUUGAAAUCAGCAGACACAACGCGGUUCCAGACGUACUUGGACGGUCUGGAUCCUGACCCGGCUGCUCACCAGAACAACACCAUACUGCGGCAGUACCUGUGGUCGGAGGGCAAGGACAUGACCCAGCCAGAGCUGGGAGCAGCGCUGAAGAAGAAGAUCUACCCAUACGCCGUGUUCAGCGUGGGGCUGGCUGUCAGAGCCAUAGCCAGGGCCGUGGCUAACCUCUGUGCAAACAGAGACUGCAGAGGGGGCAACAACUUUAAGCCGUGGGAGCUGAAGCAUGCCUUGAGGACUGCUACCUUUGAAAUAGAUGGAGACUCAUACAGAUUCAAUGAGCAUGGUGACAUUAAUUCUGGAUAUGACCUUGUACUCUGGAGGAACCAAGAUGGUGAGGUGGACGUACAUGACAUCGUGGCUAAGUACGACAUCAGCUCUCGCCAGUUGUACUUUGUGGGAGAUGGCAAAGAGAAGGUCUUCAGUCAAACAGGAAAUGUAACAUCCAGGUGUUCUGCCAACUGUCAACCAGGAUAUAGAAAGGUGUCCCAAAAUGAAAGGCCUGUUUGCUGCUUUGAAUGCACCAAAUGCAGCAAUAACACCUACAACAAUGGAACAAAUGUAGAAGACUGUAUGAAAUGUAAAGCUGACCAAUGGUCUGAAGAGGGCAGCAGCAGGUGUCUGGACAAAAAGAUUGUGUUUUUUGGUUGGAAAGACAACUUUGCAAUCGUCUUGUUGUCGUUUGCUGCGCUGGGCGUGCUCCUGACCCUGGUGGUGCUGGUGCUGUUUCUGGCCCAGUGGUCCACGCCCGUUGUGAGGGCAUCUGUCGGGCCCAUCUCCCUCCUGCUCCUCAUCUCUCUGCUUGGCACCUUCGUCAGCGCCGUGCUCUUCGUGGGCAGGCCCAACAACCCCCAGUGCCAGGCACGCCAGGUGCUCUUUGGCCUCAGCUUCACCCUGUGCGUCUCCUGCAUCCUGGUCAAGUCCUUGAAGAUCCUCCUGGCCUUUCAGAUUGUCCAGUCGGUAAAGCAAGUCCUGAAGCGUCUCUACCAGCCCUACCUGAUCAUUGCAUUCUGUAUGUGUUACCAGGUGGCCAUCUGCACUGUCUGGCUCAUUUUAAAUCCUCCCUUAGCCGAACUGGAAGACCUCGGACAUGAUCAGAUCAUUCUGCAGUGUAACGAGGGCUCCUUCCUCUUCUUUGGCCUCAUGCUGGCGUACAUCGGCCUCCUAGGCCUGAUCGGAUUGGUCAUCGCCUUUAAGGGGCGGAAGCUGCCAAACUGCUACAAUGAGGCCAAGUUCAUCAGCUUCAGCAUGGUCAUCUACCUCAUCUGCUGGGUGGUGUUCGGGCCCGUCUACGCCCAGGCACAGGCGGGCGUGUACCUUCCGGCGGUGGAGAUGGUCGUGAUCCUCAUCUCCGCCUACACGGUCCUCAGCUGCCACUUCAUGCCCAAGUGCUACAUCAUCUGCUUCAAGAGCCACAGCAACACGCACGAGGUGUUCCGCCGGAAGCUGUGGGAUUUCAUCCGCCGCAAGGAUGAUGACACCGAGCAACGGCGCCACUCGGAGUCUCAGAGCGUCUCCUCCGACACCUCGCUGACCAGCUCCCGGAGCAACUCCCUCUGUAGCACUCUCAGCGGCUCCCUGAGUGGAUCGGAGCCCUCGCUGACGGCAAAGGAUGAGAAGGCUGAACUAGGACGGAUGUCUCCAGUAUUCAUCCUGCCUCAGAUGCCUGAUUUGCCGCUACCACAACCACCAGAAUCGCACAACAGCUCCUCCAAUCCAAGCACCCUGAGCUCAGAGGGCUGACCUAACGUCUAACAUGAUCUGCCGGUGUCAGCCAGGAAGGGCUUGAAAAAACCAGCAAACAAGCCAACUUCUACAGUCUACGUACCUGAACUUAUGGGAGAUAUUACAGAGUUUUGUUCCUUACUGUUGUUUGCACUGAAUAUAGUUUUAAUCCCCUUUCCUUCUCAUUAACCCUUAAAG
This is a messenger RNA of Alosa alosa (allis shad), 3080 nucleotides long. RefSeq names its product G-protein coupled receptor family C group 6 member A-like. The record is from RefSeq and is a predicted model, not a curated record. Gene Ontology annotation, cellular component: membrane. Gene Ontology annotation, molecular function: G protein-coupled receptor activity. Bases 75 to 2900 code for a protein of 941 amino acids. The transcript is spliced from 7 exons. NCBI's taxonomy places the organism in Eukaryota, Metazoa, Chordata, Actinopteri, Clupeiformes, Clupeidae. Gene Ontology annotation, biological process: G protein-coupled receptor signaling pathway.